GAUGCGUUGUUCUCAGUGUGGCACUGUCCGAGAAAAAUAACCCAGCGCCAAAAUGUUACACGUGGUGAGGACUUGCAAAUGAUAAACUGAAAAAGCAAACGACAUCUGCAUGCAUUUGCCUGGGAGUUUAUUCGAGAAGGAGACAUCUCAAAAGGGUGAUUGACACACCAAGCAGGUGUGUCCAGCUGCAUACUGACAUCAUAGGAAUCUCUCUGGGUCCAUAGUCAUGAGUGAAGGGGCAUCUGGAGACAUCAGUGGUUUGGAGCUGGAGGGAGCGAUUGGGACAGAGGAGACCCCGGUGAACACACUUCAGAGGUCAGCAGAGGAGGAGGGAACCAGCACUCGAAGGAAGAAAAAGAAGAAAAAGAAAGAGAUCAUCUACCGCUCUGACCUGGAGGUUGAGGAUGCUGGGGAGGGAACCUCGGCGGAUGUGGAUGGAGCUUUUAGUCCGCCGUUUGACGAAGAAGAAGAGGAUAUCCCUCCUGACAGCCGUUUUGUGACCCUAACUGGCACAAUCACGCGGGGAAAGCGGAAAGGCCAAAUGGUAGACAUCUAUAUGACGCUAACCGACAAAGAGCUGAGAGACAUGGCGCGCUCCAAAGAGCGUCUAGAUGCAGAAUGUGACGGGGUUGCAGAAGCCAAGCAAAAACCUUGUGCGCUGGGGGUCAGCCAAGGCCCUCAUGUUUUUCUCUGGAGCCUUUCCUGCUCCCCGUUCAUCUUUCUUCUCUCCUUCAUCACGUCGUUUUACUACGGAACACUCACCUGGUACAACGUCUUCCUGGUUUACAAUGAGGAACGCAGCUUUCUGCAUAAGAUCACGGUGUGUCCCUUGCUCAUUCUGUUAUAUCCGGUGCUGAUCAUGGCGUUGUGCGUUUGUAUGGGGGUGUACGCCGCAGUGUCCCAGCUCUCUUGGGUUUUUGGAGAAUGGUGGCUGGCGGUGAGGGACCUGGAGAAGGGCUUCUGUGGGUGGAUGUGUGGUAAGCUGGGGUUGGAGGACUGCGCCCCGUACAAUGUGGUUGAGCUGCUGGACUCCGACACUCUGUCCGGGACCCUCCAGGGGAAGAGGAUGGAUGAUGUCGAGCACACUUCUACUUUGUGAACUUGAAAAGAUGGAAUAACUUCUUGGUUUAAGGAAUGUUCUGGGUUAAUACAAAUCAAGUGGCACGCUGAAGAACAUCAUUUGGACUUAGACAGGAUAGGUCUCCAGACUUUUCAAUGAGUUUCUCAACUCAAGUUGUCCAGAUUUUUCAUCUCAACAUAUGAGUCGAAAUGAUUUUUGUCAGCAUUUAAAGGAUUAGUUUACUUUCAGAAUAAACAUUCCUGAUCAUUUACUCACCCCCUAUGUCAUCCAAAAUGUUCAUGUCUUUCUUUCCUCAGUCGAAAAAAAAAAUAAGGUUUUUGAGGAAAACAUUCCAGGAUUUUUCUCCACGUAGUGGAGUUCAAUGGGGGUUGAAAGUCCAAACUGCAGCUUCAAAGGGCUCUACACGAUCCCAG
Molecule: messenger RNA, 1494 nt
Organism: Labeo rohita (rohu)
Lineage: Eukaryota; Metazoa; Chordata; Actinopteri; Cypriniformes; Cyprinidae
Gene: tmem169a
Product: transmembrane protein 169a
Exons: 3
Coding region: 227-1099 (290 amino acids)
Source: RefSeq, a predicted model, not a curated record